CCCGAAGGCCUUAGUGUGCCGCGCAACUACCAUGAGACUGUACGCGCCCAUACUACUUGCGCUGCUCGCCGUCGGCGCGCACUCUGCGUCGCUCCCCGACGUGCAGUCGGAAAAGAAACUCGUCAUUGACGAUGGAAAACCACCCGCAGAAAACGUCUCCAGUGAGCCAGAACUCGUCGAGCCAGCUAACACGAUCAUCGACGUCGAGAACAAUCUGAAAAAUAAUGCGAAAGUGGAGGACAUCCCCGUCGCCGUCAUCGUUGAUGUACAGCCGGUAGUAAACAACGCGCCAACUGAAGAUGAACCUGAAGAAAUCGAGGUUAAGAGGCUGUUAGUAGACUUGAAGGAUCCUGGCCCACCGCAGCAUCAGGAACACGAAACCCAAAACCCUGAAUAUUAUGAAGACGCGCAACGUAUGGUAUCUUCAGUGAAAGAAGAAAUACAAGAGUCCAAAGUUGUAUUAAAAGAAGGCUUCCAGGACGUAACGAACGGAAUCCAAAAUUGGUACGCGAAUAAUGAACAGAUUAACAACAUCCAAAACAGUAUCAAUAAUUUACAGGAAAGUUUCUCGUCUCAACUACAAAAACUCAAUGACACGCUUCAACUCCUUUUGAAGCCAGAUUCCAAGCCACUUAGUCUGGAAGAGGAAAAGGCUGCUGAAAAGAAAAUCCAAAAUAUCGAAGCCGGACUCAACAAUUUGGAAAGCAAUUUUAAGGCCGGAGUCCAAAGUUUAUCCGAAGGUGUCCAGGUAGUUGCAACUCUGAAGGAAGAAGGGACGAAUGAAGCGGGCAACGCGGGUUCAUCCUCCACAGCCGCACCUGCUCAACCAACAAACAUAUUACAACUACUAGGUCAAUUAGUGACUAACAUGCAAAGUUCGAUGACUACCAGCUUGAACAACAUGAGCACAGCAGUUAACAAUUUUGUCGUUGACUAUCGACCGAACUUUACUCUCCCAAGCCUGCCAAAUCUAUUCCCACAGAAUGCAGCGACUCCUCUAGCAGACACACCUGUCGGUUCUGCAACGACAGCGCGUCCAUCAGCAUGGCAAAACAUCCAGACAUCUUUCAACAACUUGUUCAACCCGAACCAAACACCACAGAAUGUGCAAAAUGACUCUCCCACACAAGCUCCCACCGGUCCAUUCGGGAUUCCACCUUUCCCUAUUAUCACAAGCAUUGUGAACUUGAUUCAAAGGCCGGGCGCUCAGUCCACCCAAAAGCCAGCAGAAGCGCCGCAAGCAAACCCUGCACCUCAAGGCAGCAACGUGGUUCCAGGGCCUGUAAAGCCAGAAGAAAUCGCAGUCAAGCCCGAGCCUAGUUCUAAUCCAACUAAAAAGCUUCUGGAAAACAGCCCCUUGUUGAUAAACAAAAGGACGUUGAGACAGCGGUUGUAGAAGCCGUGAGGUCGGAAGAGGAUAAACCUGAAGAGGUCAAAGCUGAAGAGAUCAAACCUGAAGAUGUUAAGGUGGAAGAGAUCAAACCUGAAGAUGUUAAGGUGGAAGAGGUAAAAUUGGAAGCAGUUAAACCCCAAGAAGUAAAACCCGAACUUGAACAAAAUUAUGACGAAAAAGAUGAAGCUGGACAAGAAAAAGGUGGUUUCCAUCAAAGACCAAAUCAAGGCAACAACAACAACAACAACUCUGCACAAUGGCUUACAUUUGUGACAACAUUGGUCGGCACAAUAGGAACAACGGUUAACACGAGCAUUACCACCGCGUCCACUGCUGUGAAUAGCGCCAUAAACACACUUGGCACCAACCUUCAGGGGAUAGUAACAACAGCGACAGCCGGCUAGACACGCCCUUAGAAUUAAAAAAGGACUCAGAAAUGAAGGAAGAAGUUAAAGAAUCUGAACAAGUUUCCGAGAAGACUGAAUGAGUCGGUAGUGUGAUAUGACAAUUAGAUAAUUAUAAUUUUAAGUUUCUAUGUAAAUAAGCGAACGUGAUGAAAUAAAACGAUAAAAUAAAAUAUUUUUUAUAA
This is a messenger RNA of Manduca sexta (tobacco hornworm), 1982 nucleotides long. RefSeq lists its product as uncharacterized. The record is from RefSeq and is a predicted model, not a curated record. The coding region runs from base 32 to 1396 and encodes 454 amino acids. The transcript has 3 exons. NCBI's taxonomy places the organism in Eukaryota, Metazoa, Arthropoda, Insecta, Lepidoptera, Sphingidae.